Messenger RNA from Aspergillus eucalypticola CBS 122712, 1791 nucleotides. RefSeq lists its product as uncharacterized. NCBI's taxonomy places the organism in Eukaryota, Fungi, Ascomycota, Eurotiomycetes, Eurotiales, Aspergillaceae. The record is from RefSeq and is a predicted model, not a curated record. The transcript has 3 exons. The coding region runs from base 1 to 1575 and encodes 524 amino acids.
AUGAGCUCGCCUUCGAUGUCAGUCAAGAGUAUCAUCGCUCGGCUGCUUGCUGCGUUUAGCCUCCGAAUGGAUGUCUCGUCAACAGUGGCUACCUGGCUCUCUCUCGCCGUUACGGUGGUAGGGCUGGGCUCCAUUGUCACCCAAUUCGGGACGAUCAUCGAUCAGACUGACCCCUUCCACACCCUGCGAGAUAUACAACACCUGGGCCGCUGGCGGUUCUGGCAGCCACAUGUACCAUGGUAUAGAGUCGUGAAGCCCCCUCCUGUCGGGCCUGUAAUCAACGCCAAUCUGCCAUGCGGGCUCUGUGGCAGAGAGAUUGUCCAUGUCAGUCGGCGGCCACUCGCGCAGCCAACAGGUAAGGCUGCAUUGUCUAACCUGCUCAACCCCUCCCAGACCGGCUCGCUAGUCUCUACCGAAAGCCCCGUCAAGACGGAGCACGUCGUGACCAUCUCGGGAGAACCGCCAGUCCAGCUGCCAACCUGGGAUAGCCUCCCUCGAGGCCCUCUAACCAAGCACAAGCUAGUUGCACGCGGCGCAUCUGGCCAUCGAGCCGCAUACGCCUCCUACUGCGGACAAUGGUACGUCGAAUGGCCCAUUGGCGACGCCGCACACGUCCACUUCGCGGCCUACGAUUCGCACACUCUGAACAAAGACGUCUACCCUCCGACCUUUGAAGUCCGUGUCGGCCGUUACCUGCGCAAGCUAGCCGGUGUCAUCGAAAGCCUCGCGUCCUCUGCACCAUUCAAAUGCGCCUUCCCCGGCCGCAAAACAUCGGGCAGAUGGGUUCUCGAACACAUCGUGCGAGGCUUUGGCGGCGCCCAUGGCAGCAGACACCUCUACAACAUGAUUGGAGGCAACGUCAAUGAAGUCGAUCUUCUAUUGAUGAAGCCUGUCACUGAGGACAAUAAUGACUACGACAUACCAGAGCUAGAAUCCAGUUUCACCACUCUGUCCCUCCCCAGUACCGAAUCCAACCCCCGCCACCAAUCCACUACCACCACCACCCACUCCGUAACCCUACACAUCCCACCCCUCGAAGCCACCAUCCUCAACACCUGCCUCGACUACCUCCCCUGGUCCUCCCUCUCAUGGUCCAUCCACCGCGGCCUCCGCGACAUCCUUCUCGCCUUCGCCAAACCUCGCAUGAACCACUACCGCGCCCAAGUCGCCCAUACCCUCCGCACCACCGUCUCCACGCACGCAGACCGGCUCAUCGCCCGCGGCUGGGACGCCCAGUUCGUCCACAAUGGCAGCAUGGCCGACCUAGCCGCGGGUGCCGUGUUAGCCGGGAACGGCAAUUCCGGGGACGCAGUGCGCAUCGUCACGGAUAUAGCGGCAGUGUGGUAUGAGGGGCGGAGAAGAAGGACUGGUGAUGGGUCAGAUAGUAUAGUAUCAUUCGAUGAGACCAUGUUCUGGAGGGUUCCUCACCAGCAAGUGGAAGAAGUAGGUGGAGAGAGGGGAGAGUUAAGUUCCAUGGCUGUUGUGGCGCUAGUCAAGUUCUUUGUUCUGGAAUGGAGUGUGGAGUUGGAUUAUCAGAUGUAUCAUGAUUUGCCGUUGGAGUUGUAUUUGGGAUGAUACCUUCAUAUAUAUACGUACCUUUUUUUUUCUUUUCCUUGUUGAAUCUUUCUAGAGGGUUUUGCGGUUUUUGAUACCGUGGUGGUGAUUUAUCAUGUUGAGAAAUGGACAGAGAAAUAGAGUGGUAGAGUAACCCAUUCCCAAUCUUGUUUUUUGAGUAGUCAAAUUGAUCCAGUAUAUUAUCCUCCUGUGAGGGGAUAGCAUGCUCAACUUCUC